Messenger RNA from Cannabis sativa, 1883 nucleotides. Its product is annotated as cytochrome P450 CYP72A219. Gene Ontology annotation, molecular function: heme binding; oxidoreductase activity, acting on paired donors, with incorporation or reduction of molecular oxygen; iron ion binding. The transcript has 5 exons. The record is from RefSeq and is a predicted model, not a curated record. Lineage: Eukaryota; Viridiplantae; Streptophyta; Magnoliopsida; Rosales; Cannabaceae. Bases 194 to 1780 code for a protein of 528 amino acids.
GGUUCUUCUAGAUGAAUAAAAGAUUAUAGGCUCUCAUUACACUCUUUCUCUACUGUUUCUCCAACCACUCACUAAUAAACAGCAACCAAUAGUGUAGUUAUACCCUUUUAGUUUUUACUCUUAUAAAUACCCAUUAUUUUCUACCUCAACUCCUACUAUACCAAAGAAAAAAAAUAAAAUAAAAGAUAAAGAAAUGGAGGUCUCCUCAUCAUCAAUCCUUUCACUGUGUGCUAGCUUAGUUGGUAUACUAAUAGCUGUGACAUGGAUUUGGAGGGUUGUGGAUUGGGUAUGGUUGAGGCCCAAAAGGCUUGAAAAAGGCCUUAGAAAACAAGGCUUUAAAGGGAAUCCUUACAGGUUUCUGUUUGGAGACCUGAAGGAAAGCUCUAAAUUGAUCAAAGAAGCCACUUCCAAACCCAUCAAUCUCUCAGACGACGUCAAUCCUCGGAUUUUCCCUUUUCUCGAUCUCACAGUCAAGAAAUAUGGUAAGGAUUCAUUUAUAUGGAUUGGACCGACGCCAAGAGUAAACAUCACAAACCCACAACUCUUGAAAGAUAUUUUGACAAAAUUGGAUGAUUUUCCAAAACCACGUGUCAAUCCACUUGUACUUUUGCUAGCUACUGGUCUAGCAAAUUAUGAGGGUGAUAAAUGGGUCAAACAUCGAAGGUUGAUCAAUCAAGCUUUCCACAUGGAGAAGUUAAAGCAUAUGGUUCCAGCAUUCUAUGUAAGCUGCAAUGAAAUGUUAACGAAAUGGGAGCAAUUAAUGGUGAAGCAGAAUGGAAGUGACAAAGAAUGUGGUGAGAUAGAUGUGUGGCCUUAUCUUCAAAAUAUGACUGGAGAUGUCAUUUCUAGAACUGCUUUUGGGAGUAGCUAUGAAGAAGCUAAGACCAUUUUCCAACUCCAAAAAGAGCAAGCUGAACUUGCUAUGAAAGCUCUAAGGACUGUUUAUGUUCCCGGAUGGAGAUUUGUGCCAACUACGUUGAACAAGAGAAUGAAACAAUUAGAUAAGCAAGUACAAACUCUUUUGAAAGAGUUGAUCAAUAAAAGAGAAAAUGCAAUGAGAGCCGGAGAAGCUGCCAACGAUGAUUUGUUAGGCAUAAUGAUGGAGUCCAAUUUCAAAGAAAUUAAAGAACAUGGGAACAACAAGAACGUUGGAAUGAGUAUUAAAGAUGUAAUUGAGGAAUGUAAGUUGUUUUACUUUGCUGGCCAAGAGACCACCUCUGUCUUACUUGUUUGGACUAUGGUCCUUUUAAGUAGGUUUCCUCAUUGGCAAGCUCGCGCAAGAGAUGAGGUUUUGCAAGUCUUUGGCGAUAACAUGACUCCGGACUUCGAAGGCUUAUCACACCUUAAAGUUGUGACAAUGAUUUUUUAUGAAGUUCUAAGGCUUUACCCACCGGCAAUCUUUAUCAAUCGCACUGUGCACGAGAAAACACAGCUUGGAAAUAUAUCAAUACCAGCAGGGGUAGAAUUGUCAUUACCUGCCAUCCUUGUUCACUGUGAUACGGAGUUGUGGGGAGAGGAUGCCAAGGAGUUCAAGCCAGAGAGAUUUGCAGAAGGAGUAUCCAAGGCCACCAAAGGGCAAGUUUCCUUCUUUCCCUUCGGUUGGGGACCUCGGAUUUGCGUCGGCCAAAACCUUGCUAUGGUUGAAGCCAAAAUGGCCAUGGCCUUGAUACUACAACGCUUCACUUUUGAACUCUCACCCUCCUAUGCUCAUGCUCCUAUAGCCAUUCUUACACUUCAGCCACAAUAUGGUGCUCACUUAAUUCUACAUAAACGUUAUUAAUUGUAGCAGCCUACUCACGAAUAAGUUUAUCUAUAGUUACAAAUAAAUUGCAUGACUUUUAUUUUCUCGAGAACUUAAUGAAUGAGUAUACAUUUACUUGUUU